CCUUCCGUAAAAGGAAAAAAAAUGUACGACGGAAUGACGGACAAAAAUACCCAUUUUUUAUAUAUAUAGAUUUAUUUAUUAAAGUUAAAUUGAGCAAAUUGGCUAUUUCUGGCAAUUUAUUUAAGUGUGUAUCAAACUGGUAGCCCUUCGCAUUAAUCAGUACCCAAGAAGUAGCUCUUGCUUUCAAAAAGGUUGCUGACCCCUGGCAUACGUCGGGAGGAAAGUGGUAGUUUCCGACGGUCUUUGAAGGUAACAAGUCCAUUACGUCUUCGCCCACGCCGAAGCGGAUAAAUGUUUUCUCUACAAAUGUGUAUUGGAAGUGCAGAUUCCAUUAAAAGCUCCUUUUUUUUAAAAAAAAAAAGAAAAAAAAAGGGGGGACUUGCGGCCAGCGUCCAAGGUGAGACGCCUUCACACCUCCGGAGACGUCUGAAGUUUGCAGCGGGGGCCGCAGCAGUGCCAGCCGGCCUUGAUGGCCGCGUCGCCUUCACACUUGGCGGGCCCGCGUCACCUUUGAUCGCGGCCCCCAUUUAAGUGCGGCCCCCGGCAAGCUCAGUUGGCGGGAAUAAGACGGCGAGGGAUCAUGUCUGCGGUCCACGGAAACGCGCCCGUCGGGGAUCUCAACCACUUCCAAAUGUUCCACGAUGGCAGCUUCCAGAUGAGCAACAUGGUCAACCCAGAUUUCAGAGCCACGGAUGUGACCAACUACCUGGCCUCCGCAGCUUCAAUGCCGAGGGUGGAUAAAUGCGUGGCCAUACUGACCCACAGGAGGAAGAGGACCAACUUCACUCAGCAGCAAAUUGAAGUGCUGGAGAAAGUUUACUCUGACACUAAAUAUCCUGACAUCUACUUGAGAGAGAGGCUGGAGGCUCUCACCGGACUACCCGAGUCUAGAAUUCAGGUGUGGUUCCAGAACAGGAGAGCCAAAUCCCGUCGCCAGGUAGGGUCCUCGGCGGCUGCCAAGGCCCCCAACCCGGCCGUAUGUUUCAGCCAGUUCCAAAACAUGAUGGCUGCAGAAAAAGGAGUGUAUGAUAGCCACAGCGCAGAGGUUCACGGACAAGGUGCAUCCAAUUUCGGACUGGAGGACAGCUACAGACCCCCGGUGCACUCAAACGUAGAAGACCCGCACAGGGCGGGUGUGUCAGGCAGACUGAGCGGCCAUUUGUCCUGCAUCUAUGACAAAAACGCCAGUCGGGUGAAGCUGGAACAGAUGCAGUGCCACGAACUGAGCGUCGACGUCCCCGCCAGCAAUGUCCUCCUGUACCCCAAGUCCCAGCAACAGCGUAAAGUCCAAACGGGGAACCCUGCUCCCAAGGCUCUGGUGGAAUAUGACAACUUUCCACCCAACAAGACCAUCGGACCCGAGAUGAAAGUAGUGAUCCCGCCCAUCCCCACGCAGAACACCUUCAGCAGGUCGUCGCCCAAAGGCGCCGGGGGCCAAAUGCAGUACCCUCAAGUGACCGCAGCAGGGGACGCUUUUAGAAACUUCUCCCCGAUCCCUGGAGGGGAGACGCCGGAAUUUUCCGAUUCGGACUCUGAUUGGGAGAAUGAGGCCAUGGCUGGGUUUGGUGGUUUUAUGUAGUGUUCGCAGGAGAUGAUAUACACUUUUAUUUAUUGUAAAAUAGUAAUUGUUUUUGAUGUCAUCUUAUAUGUAAUGUUUUUGUUUUAUUGGAGGCCUGUCUAAAUUGAAAAUAAAUCUAAAUAUGUGGUGGCUAUUUUGAUAUUUCGCUAAUCCAAUGUUGAUAUGCUAAUAAGUUGUAUAAAAAAACAAAAACACUUUUGAUUAUAGCUGACAGAACGUAUUUUCACAGUAGAACAAGUGCAAUAGUAACUUAUGCCAGCUGGUGGCUUUUAGCUCAUUGGCUAGUGCUGCACAAUCACUGGGGAUUUGUGGUCACGGACAUCACACUAAAAGUGUAAGGUGUACAUAGUUUAAUAGUUUAACUUUUCACUGUUCCAGUAAACUUGCAUGGGUUAAGUCUUUGUUACGAUUUUCAACACA
Nerophis ophidion (straightnose pipefish) is the source of this 1999-nucleotide messenger RNA. It is a transcript of the gene mixl1, whose product is annotated as Mix paired-like homeobox. NCBI's taxonomy places the organism in Eukaryota, Metazoa, Chordata, Actinopteri, Syngnathiformes, Syngnathidae. Gene Ontology annotation, molecular function: DNA-binding transcription activator activity, RNA polymerase II-specific; RNA polymerase II cis-regulatory region sequence-specific DNA binding. Bases 581 to 1579 code for a protein of 332 amino acids. Gene Ontology annotation, biological process: endoderm development; hematopoietic progenitor cell differentiation; endoderm formation. The transcript has 4 exons. The record is from RefSeq and is a predicted model, not a curated record.